GGUUGGAGGUUGAGUGGAACGGAAAGAGAAGAGAACAAGAACAACAGAUCAGAAAAACCUGCUGGGAAGAAUGAAAAAGCAACUGGGCUUUGAGCUGAUGGUCCAACAUGUCCUUUGAUCAGACAAUUACGAAUACGACUCCUUACACUUGGUACUGGUCCACAAAAGAAGAUGAACGUGGUCAGAAACUGGAAGGAAACAGCAAAACUUCAGCGAAAUCCAUCUUCUUUUUGACAGUACCUUUUGCACCUUUGUUCUACGAUAGAGGGAUUUUCCUUCGAUAUGGAAAUCACUCAUCGUUUGACCUCAGGAGUUGGUCUUGGCUUGCAUCGUACACCAUAAGAGAGAGCCAGGACCGCAAAGAAUUUGAAAUGGUCAAUGAAACAUAUAAAAAUGUAGUUUACCGCUGUCCCAACUUCGGCCGAAUUGAGGAAGAGAAACAAGCAACAGAGCAGAAGAAACGCAAAAAAGAAGAAGAACGCAAAAGAGAAGAAGAGGAAAAGCGGCGGCAGGAAGAGCUUGAGAAGACCAGGAUCAUCCAGGAACAGGUGGACAGAGAGAAUAAGGCGUCCCUCAGGGACCUGUCCCGGGUUCAGGAGGCCCUCCGGCAGGAGCAGAGCCUCCGAGCAAGGCAGCAGCAGCAGAGUCAGGUCCUCCAGCACAUCCUGAAGGGUCCUGCAGCGCAUGUAGACAGGGACGAGCUUGGUGAUGUACAAGGACAAUUUGAAGAACUUCUAUCAAUGUAUGAAAUCACAGAGAAUGAAAACUCAACAAGCAAGCUGGAAGACCGGAUGAAGACUCUCCAAAAUGAGCUGACAUUGACAUACCUAGGAGAUCACAAAAACCCUGUUGGGUCACUGUGGACUUUGGAUCAAGCGACUGGAUAUGUGGAUCUGUCCCUGACUGAGAGGUUCAGUGUUCUGGAGGCAGUGGUGAAGCUCAAUGUGGAGCGUGACGCUGAUCUUCAGGAUCCCACAACUGGACAAGACAAGAAGAUUGAAUUCCUGUUCAAUUUGCAAGAUCAGCUUCAUCUUAGCAAGCCGACACUGGCCAGACGGGUUUUAGUUAGUGCCUUUGAAAUGACUUCACAGCUGGCUGGAGACUGUAGGGAGAUGUUGAGUCUAAUACUCUUCAACAACAUCUGGACGCCAACAGAAAUCAUGCAUUUCAUUGGAAGGAUCUCAAGCAUGCAUCAAGAAACAGUCAAGCAGAUCCUCCACGAGGUUUGCACCUAUAAGCCCGGCUGCAGCCUGGUCCUCGCUGCCCUGAACGAUAAAGAUCCUGUCGGCUACAUUCAGGACCAGGUGUCCUCUGAGGUGGACAAGGACAUCGUCACCAUCUUGGAUGAAAUGCGGGACAAUAACUAUCCAGAACAGGUUCUAUCACAGCUGCACAAUAUUCUGCAGUAUGUUUCAGAAGCGUUGUCCAGAUCUCCAGAUCUAACCAUCACUGCAGACCUGAUUAAUAGUGGAAAGAGACAGAUGAUGUCCCUUGAUUUGUCCCAGCCCAGCGCACACAGCUCUCUGAAGAAGAUCCUGCUUGUGUUGUCUUUAGCUGUUAAGGAAUGCACCACAUUCGUUACCACGAGUGGUGAAGAGGUCCGAGGUUACUUCCCCAGACUGACUCAGCUCGCGUCCUUACUUUUACUGCUGCUACCUCAAGUCCAAGACGAACGAGGAUGUCUCCUGGAAAUUGGAACUGGAGAAGGAAAGACCUGCAUUUUAGCCAUGUUUGCUACGAUCCAGGCAGUACGGGGUUUGGCGGUGGACAUUGUGACCAGCUCUCCUUUGCUCGCCAUUCGUGAUCAAGAAGUGUGGCGAAAGUUAUACUCCAUGUUUGGUGUGACAUCGUCCACCGUGCCUCCGCCACAUCAGAAAAGCAGCUCUUCUGUGAAUUGUGACAAGGCGCUUGAAGAUGCGUACAGGAAGCAAGUUGUUUACGGCACUGUUAGCACCUUCGCUGCAGACAUACUGAGGCAGGAGUUCGAGAAGAACCGCACCCGAGGCAACAGGAGGUUUGAGUGCGUGGUGGUCGAUGAGGUGGACUACAUGACCCUGGACAGUGGCGUUGAGGUGACCUACCUGUCUCGCCAGGCCAGUGGCCUGAGACAUGUGGAGCAAGUCCUGGCGAGCAUCUGGGCCAUGGUCUCGGCCUGCCGCCCGAUAGAGAUGUCCACGUCAGGGGAGAUCCACUGGACCACCAGGAUCCAGUCCUUCCACAAGGCAGCGAAACAGGCUGUGGUUGGUUCACAGUCCGAGGACCUUUCAGAGCAGGACGUACUGCUGCUGGGCACCAAGAUGGGCUUCUACUCACAAAAAGACAUUGAUGCUUUCAACGAGGCCAUGAGUCAAACACCGACGGAGCAUGAUGGCACCGACGAUGCCAAGUGGAACGCCACCGAGAACAUCCUGGUCAAGGUUGGUGUUGAAGAGCAGUACGAGCUUCUCCAUGAGAUUCUGUCAUCAACGGAUAACAGUAUAGCGGUCGACUGUUACUCACUCUUUAACAAUAAAGCCCAAAUGUACGGGAGGGAAAGCCCUGGCGGGGAACCUGAUGUCAGGAUGCUUCUGUUGCAGAAAGGACGCGCCUGUGAAAUCAUGUCCGAGAAAACUCUCAUUGACGCAACUGUUGAUACAUUAAAAUCUAAAAUCAAAUAUUCCAGUGAAUGCACCCUGGACUCACUGGAGAAGUUGGAGGGGUUCAUUGUGAUCCCAUCCUUCUUGAGAGAGUACAUUGAGAACCAGUUACCGCUUUUUGUUGAAAAUGCCCUGAAAGCCAUCAGGAUGACUCUGGGGAGGGAGUACAUGAUUGACAGGGCGCCUGAAGCCGACGCGGCCGCUUUCAGCAACGACGACCAUCAGCAAUACGACGCCAUCAUUCCAGUGGAUUUUCAGGCCAGUGGGGUGUUGGAGAAGAACAAGCGCUGGGGCGACGGUCUGCAGCAGUUUCUGGAGAUGAAGCACCAACUGGCCGUUUCACAACUCUCCAACAUCACCAACUACAUGUCAAACGUCUACUUCUUUAAAAGGUACCUGAGUGGAAAUGGCAUUUUUGGUGUCUCUGGGACGUUGGGGGGGGAAGCCGAGAAAGCUUUCCUGGAACGUCACUACAAAACAGCCAUCUAUGUCAUUCCGGCUCACCGUCACAAGAAGCUGGUGGAGCUGCCGGCGGUUCAGGCGACCCGAGGAACCGCUGAGUGGGUCCAGCUCGUCUGUAACGCCGCAGAAACCGCUGCAGACCGGGGCCAAGUCGUCCUCAUCAUUUGUGAGGAUGUCAAAACUGCAGAGGAACUAAAAACUAAAAUGUGUGCCCAAGAAAGACGGUCCAGGCAGAUCAUGAUGUACACAAUCAGCGAAAAGCACAACAUCGAGAAGCAGAACUUCGGCCGGGGGACCAUCAUUAUUGCUACAAACCUCGGAGGUCGGGGGACGGACAUACACGUCCAACAGGAAGUGAACGAGUGCGGAGGCCUCUUCGUGCUCCUCACGUACUUCCCUGGGAGUCAGCGUGUGGAGCGGCAGGCGUUUGGGCGCACCGGCCGGAAAGGAAACCCCGGCAUGGUCCAGAUGAUCCUCAACCAGGAGCAUCUUGCAGCGGCGUACCAAGGUCACUCCCUGGAAACCAUGAGGCACCUCAGGGAGGAGAACGAGGUCAAACACCUCGACGGCCUGGAGAGAAAUGAGCUGUUUGAGAUUGAAAUAAAAGAAAGUCUCUUCUCCUACUUCUGUGAGUUUCUCUGUGACUUUGACGACAAUUACACAGAAGAGGAGAAGACGGACAUCACACAAAAGCUAUUCAAAGACAUUCCAGAUUAUUUUAAGAGUUAUCGGUCAAAGUUUGACUAUCAGACUGCUCUCAAUGCUUUGAAGGAGUCGUGGGCUAUGUGGUUGAUCCUCCACGAACGGCACAUCGGCAGGCAUGAUGAUGUCGACGUGCUGAGAGAAGACCUUACCAAACACUUGACGGUCACUGCCCAGCACCUUCUUCGGGGGAGAAGCAACAACUUCUACGAUUUCAUCGAGUUGGCGAAGAGCCGGACCAUCAUGCACCGCUUCAAGUCGAAGAGUGACUACGGAGCCCUGUCAUACUGGCGGAGAGCUGCCGAGGCCGAUGCUCUCUACAGCGCCGUGGCUCUUUACAACCAAGCUUACAUCACCAUCAACCUGCGGAAGGACGACUCCAUGGAGAAGGCGAAGAGGCUGCUGGAAGAGUGCGGGACGGCGGUGGACGUGUACCUCUCAGAGUCAACAAACGCAAUGAUGUUCUACAACUUGUCCGUCACAAAAGACUUAAGUUCACAGUACAGAAGCACCAAUCUGCAAAGUCAGAUGACCGCCAGGAUGAAUCUCUUCAAAUCUUGGAAGGCACACAUUGAAAACUCCCUGAAGACCCUUGAGCACCUUGAAAAAAGUGGUGGCGAGGCCACGACGGAGGAUUCCAGUGUCUAUAGUCUGUCAGCAGACAAAGACUUUAUCACCACCAAGGAACUGAUGGCUCUCGAGGAGUUCGGCCUGUGCUUCAUAUUCGAUGUUAAAAAGAAGCCUGAGUUCUCCGUCGACGCCCUUCUCUGCUUCGGUCUGGGUCUCCUCCAGGUGGCGGCAGGUAUUCUCGUUUGUACCCUGACCGGCGGCUUCGCCAGUCAGUUUGGGUUAGGACUCAUAAAUGAGGGCGUGCAGGACAUGAUGCACGGCUUCAGGGGAAUGAUGAAGGGAGGGUUCGACUGGGCUCAGUGGGCCAUCUCCAAAGCCAUCAGCAUCGGGGUGUCGCUGGUCUUCGCUGGAUUCAACAGGAUCAGGCAAGUCGCUGGUUUUGCAAAAAGUGGGAUGAAAAGCCUGGUCACUGCAUCUAAGAGCGCCGCCAUCACCACGAUGAAACAGUGCUUUGGACAGGCGGGCAAGUACGCGGUUCAGGAGCUGGGGAAGCAAGGAUGCAUAACCGCCGUCAACUACGCCGUUGAAAAGGGACUCAAGACUCUCUUUCAUAACCUCCUGGAGGAGUCUUACAGGAAGAAGGUGUCUUCAAUGAUUCAUGAAAACAGCGACCUGGAUAAGGUUCUCACGGACACCAUCAGCUACGGAGUAUCGAGGACGGCCAUGGAUCAAGGGUUCCCCGACCUGAAUAUUGAGGAGCGUUAUGAGACAGAACUGCGCGAGUUGGUAUCUCAGAUAACAACAGAGGUUAUUCCUAAUAUAAUGAUGACGUGCACCAAGGUUCCUCAAGUCCACGGCGCCCUGGUUGAGUUAUGCGGAGCUGUAAGACAGCGCACCGAGAGCAAAGAGCUUCAGGUUGUGAUCAACACUUUAGAAACUAUCAGAUAUUUCAAAGAGCUUAUGUAUUCCAUCCCCACAAAGUUCAUGAUCAAUCACAGCUUCAUCCCUCAGUUGUUGGAAACCAUGAAGAAGCUGCCACGAGUCAAAGAUGACCAGGAUGAAAGACGCCAACUGUCGUGUGUGACGAGUCUCAAGGACGAGCUCCUGGACAAUAUAGCAGAAGGGGUUUCACUUGCGUUUGUGGAGACUUGUUCAGGACUCCUGGUCUCCCUCACGACCAAAGCCUGCACUAGAAAGAUCAUCCACGGGGCUGGAACGGCCGUCAGCAACCUUCUGGGCCGGGCCGACACCCAGGGCUUCUUCGAGAACCAGGUCUACAAACACCAGAUGAGAGAGAGCGUCCAACAUCAGCAUGUGUUACUGUCAGAGGCCGAUGACAGGAACCUGGACUCUUACAUCGAUGAAAUCUACGAUGAGAAGUACCCGGCGACGGCGUUGGACCUCCACGUCCUCACACAGACCGAUGCUCUCUGCGGCCGAGGCAUCAGGGUGGUCACGGUGGACAGAAAAGGGAACCCCCUUGCCGAGGACUACUAUCCAGGCAAGGACGGCUCCACCGGGGACAUCGUCCUCCGGCUGAGGAAAGAGCCGGAAGAGUCACAACAGAACAAGGGAUUCCUGACCCGCAUGAAGGACCGGCUCAGCGGCAAGCAGGCCGCGCACACAGGACACUUUGAGAUUCUGAACAGAGACGGGUCCGUGACCCCGGUGGAGUCGCAGGGCCAGAACUGCCUGUACCACGCCGUCGUGCAGGCAACCCACCCAAACUCUCCGGACCUGGAGCAGGCGGCUGCAGACCUUCGCCAAACCACCAAGACCUACCUUCAGCAGAAUAAACCCAGGUUUGCGCCGACUCUGCUGCUGCACCGAGGAUACAACGAAGCCUGCCAGUCCGGGCGGAAGUACGCCAUCGAGGGGGGGGGCAGGAAGACCCAGGCGGAGGCCAGAAGGAGGUUUAAGGACACACUGAACCAGACCGACAUCGGAGGAGGAGAAGAUGCUGAACAGAUCAAGAAACACAACCUGGGUCUGACGGGCCGACUCCACGACGUGAAAGCUCUCCGGAGGGAAACCAGACCUACGGGUGAGAGAUUGGAUAACAACGAGAACAGGAACAGUUCUCCUGUGGAGGCGGACCACAUCCCUCCCAGGAACAGCAUCCAGAAGGUUUACGAAACGCUGAAGUCUGAGGACAAACUCGACGAGUUCAAAGAGAAGAAUCGGGGACUCUCUCACAUCCUUCACGAGGGAGGAAACCGAGGUCUCUGCAUGGAGGUCCGUGCAGAAGACCACAAGCGAGCUCUGACCACUGGCGCUUCCCAUCAGGCCAGAGCAGUCAGGUCCAAGAUCACGGAUGUUUUUCUCAGUGGGGAUCCCGUUAAACUGAUAAAGAUGUCAGUGAUUGCUUCCCAUCCAGUGACGUCAGAAGAGCUCAGAAAAGAUGCAGAUAUUCAUACUCCAGAAAUCAGACGGACAAACGUAAAUCAACGAAAUCACAAGAUACGUCUGUCUAAAGACGGGACCACAUCGUACCACAACGCUGGAAGCAGAGGAUUGGUGGAGGGGUAUUUCCGUAUGAAAGUUAUUAACGAGAAUCAAAGAAAUAUCCUUGAUGCCUGGAUAAGAGAGGAUUUUCACCAUUCACAUCAUGAUGCACCGUACAAGAAUACAUCAGAAUAUAAAGAACUCCUGGAAACGCUGAGAAACAGUACCAAUAAAUGAGAGAGAAAGGAAAGCGAUUACUAGAGCAGCGGGUUGUUUCUGCAGAAUGAGCAGGUCUCUCUGACCAAACUUUCACUGCUAGUUCAUCCAGUAGACGCUUUUGUUCAGCAGCAGGUCGGUUCUUUACUAACAAGCAUCUGCCUACAGCUGUGCUUUCACCGUAACACAGGCAUCACGUUAACUCAGUGGCGAACCGUGAGCUACUACCGCUGGGCCUCAUACACAAUUGGAUAUCUCUUAAAAUUAUUAAUGUUCCUCCUUUUGAAUUAAGCCAUAUUAUUUUCUUCAUGGAUGAUUUCGAAUUUUCUGUUUCUGAUAUUAUUAAUAUAAUUUUGUUACUGGGUAAGUACCAUAUUCAUUGUGCCAAAUGGAGAAAAUAAACCCUCCAUCUGGGGUCUUAUUAACGAUUUAAAGAUUUUUUUCUAGGGCUGGGACUCAUUAAAAAAAUUCAUCGAAUUAAUUACAGGCUUUGUAAUUAAUUAAUCGCAAUUAAUUGCAAUUUGAUCGCAUAUCAAUUUUAGACCUGAGAACAAUGAGAUUUCCUUUUUUUGUUUGUUUCAAAUGGAUUCUUGUAUACGAGUCAAUGACUAGUGAAAACAUGUGUUCAAUUUAUGAAACAGUUUAUUUUUAUCAAGGUGGUGCUUCACCAAGAACAAAUCAGUGCAAUUUGCUAUAAAGGGCAGUAAAUUAAAUAUAUGCAGUAUGCACAUUGAAUGAGACAGGUAGCCUAUAGUCAAGGACCUUCUGUAAACACUUAAAUAUAACAAAAUACUUACAACUGUUUCAAGUUCAUUCCAGAACAUGGAAACACAUUAGAAAACAGAGCACGCUUCCAUCCAUCCGUUUUUUCAAUGAUUUCCCAAAUUUCCCAUCCACGGGACCAACGAGACACUUUUCGUCUGCGACUUCAUUCAUCUUUAAUGUGUGUGGAAACAACUUAGCUUGUGUUAUGACGAUGGCCGCACUUCACUGUAACACUAAUGCACGUUGGUUGCAGAACCCAUAGAUAUAUGUAUAUAUAUAUAUAUAUAUAUAUAUAUAUAUAUAUAUAUAUAUAUAUAUAUAUAUAUAUAUAUAUA
Messenger RNA from Cololabis saira (Pacific saury), 8131 nucleotides. RefSeq lists its product as uncharacterized. The coding region runs from base 108 to 7052 and encodes 2314 amino acids. Gene Ontology annotation, molecular function: ATP binding; ABC-type protein transporter activity. The transcript has 10 exons. NCBI's taxonomy places the organism in Eukaryota, Metazoa, Chordata, Actinopteri, Beloniformes, Belonidae. Gene Ontology annotation, biological process: protein import; protein targeting. Gene Ontology annotation, cellular component: membrane. The record is from RefSeq and is a predicted model, not a curated record.